UUGCAAAGAGUGCGAGUAAGAGAAAUGAAGUUGAAUUGGAAGUUAAGUAUAGCAAAAAUGAGAUAAGGAGUAUAAGUAAAAUAUAUUACAAGAAGAAGUGGCAGGAACAAUGGGAGGGUGAAAAGAAGGCAAGGUUUUAUUAUAAUAUUCAAAAAAAAGUGGGGGAGUGUAGAAAAGAAAAUAGGAAUAAACAUGAGGAAGAUAUUAUAUCUAGGUUAAGAUUUGGACAUGUAGGGUUAAAUAGUACUUUGAAAAUAAUAAAUAAACAUAGUACGGGGUUAUGUAAUUUUUGUGGAAAGUUGGAAACAGUUAUACAUAUUUUUAUGGAAUGUAAUAAAUAUAAUCUAGAAAGAGAGGAAUUAGUAGAAGAGUUAAAUAGGAAUAAAGUUAAAUUAAAUAUUAGAGAUCUGCUACAAAAAUCAUCUGGAGAUGUGGUUUUUAAUUCAGUGUUUAGGUUUCUUAGAAAAACAGGUCUAAUAGGGAGAUUAUAGGGAUUAGACAUCUGGUUCAUACUCCAGUCCAGAAGGUGGCGGUAAUGCACCUGAAAGUUGUUUGCCAACCGCCAUAAAACAAAAAGAAGAAGAAGAAGAAGAAGUUCUGUGCAGCAGAAUGGAUCCUGAAGAAAGUCCAGAAAAAGAAAUAUUUGUUUCGAGACAAAACCUCAGAGAUAAGAGGAUUCCCAAGAGCCUGAGCCUCCUGACUCAGAGGUUUGUCAGGCUGCUGCAGGAGGCCGAGCACGGGGAGCUGGACCUCGGACACGCAUUCAAGGUUCUGGCUGUGAAACACAUCAGAAGAAUCUACGAUAUCACAAACGUGCUGGAGGGCAUCGGUCUUAUUGUCAAAAUAUCCAAGCGCCAUGUGAAAUGGGUAGGAACGCCUCAUGACAGCAGAUUCAUGAACCUGAACUCUGAGCUGAAGGACUUGAAGUGGAAGGAAUCCAUACUGGACCAGCAGACAAUGUUGGUUGAAGACGUCAUCAGGAGCCAAACAGAAGAAUGGAAAAAUCUGACCUAUGUGACCAAUGAAGAUGUGUGCAACUGCUUCAGUGGUCAUAUUAUUUUGGCAGUGCAAGCACCACCAGGCACCCAGCUAGAUGUUCCCAUUCCCAAAGCUGUCCCAAACUGCCCGGCAAAGUAUCAGAUCUAUCUGAAAAGCAUCGGAGGGCCCAUAGAUGUUGUCCUUCUUAACAAGAGAACUGUCAGCUCUGCUCUUGUCGUACUUCCAGUCCCACCGCCUGAAGAAAUUUUGCAGUUUGCCAAGUCAGCAAUAUCUGAAAAUAAAGAAAACAAUGAUGGACUCUGUGAGGCAUCAGCUUUUAUCACAAAAAGCACAAAAUCUGAAUGGGGAGUCGAGCAGGACGUGCAGCAGCUUCAAGAAUCCUCUUUUAUAAACGCUAACCCCAACAAAACAGAUGAGUCUGCAUGUCAAAACAUUUCAAAAGAACUACAGAAUCAUGUAGUUUCAUCCAAAGAAGUAAUGGAUGCAGAUCUGUUCACCCAGUUCAUUCGCUCCAAAGUGUUCCCUCCAGUCGUCCAGCUGUCUACAUCCCCAUCUAAGGCGUAAAGGCUCUCUAAUCAGGAUGAGAGUUACCUGGUUGAUAUCCCAUUGAGCUGUGUUUUGGCAUCAAUGCCUACAUUUCUUCAUGAGCAAUGUUUCAUGAUGCAUGUUUGGUUUAAAUAUUUUUUGUCAUUAAAUAAAGUUUGAAUUACAUUACAGA
This is a messenger RNA of Poecilia latipinna (sailfin molly), 1717 nucleotides long. Its product is annotated as transcription factor E2F4-like. Bases 610 to 1563 code for a protein of 317 amino acids. Gene Ontology annotation, cellular component: RNA polymerase II transcription regulator complex. The record is from RefSeq and is a predicted model, not a curated record. Gene Ontology annotation, biological process: regulation of transcription by RNA polymerase II. Gene Ontology annotation, molecular function: protein dimerization activity; DNA-binding transcription factor activity, RNA polymerase II-specific; RNA polymerase II cis-regulatory region sequence-specific DNA binding. Lineage: Eukaryota; Metazoa; Chordata; Actinopteri; Cyprinodontiformes; Poeciliidae. The transcript is spliced from 9 exons.